This is a messenger RNA of Exophiala bonariae, 1929 nucleotides long. RefSeq lists its product as uncharacterized. The transcript has 2 exons. The record is from RefSeq and is a predicted model, not a curated record. Bases 1 to 1929 code for a protein of 642 amino acids. Lineage: Eukaryota; Fungi; Ascomycota; Eurotiomycetes; Chaetothyriales; Herpotrichiellaceae. Gene Ontology annotation, molecular function: flavin adenine dinucleotide binding; monooxygenase activity.
AUGGCACCUCAUGCCGAGGUCUUUCCUCCUCCUGACUAUUUAUUUGCAAAACAUCAAAGCAGUAAACUCGACAAGCUCAUUCCGUUGACUCAAGUCACCGAGUUUUCUGAAGCCUACAAUGAGGAUGGCACAAUCAAAGAGCCAUUUCAUCGCACCCCGGCCUUCCCGAUAGAAAAAUUACCUGGAGCCCUGCCAGAGAACAAGAUCUCGCCCUCUGUCAAUCAUGUCGCUGCCAUUAACUAUUGCCUGGAAUAUUUGGAAGACUUUAACGCCGAUAUUUUUUGUCAAAGUGGCAUUUGGAGAGACAUAUACGCCCUCACUGGAAUUCCACGAACCUUUUACGGUCCCCAAGACAUUCGCUCAGCGUGGACUGAUCUUGAAAAAUCCCACAAUCCUUCGGGCUUUGGCUUGAUCGGAGGCACUUCGAAAGUUGUCAAUUUGGGUAAUGGUCAUUCUUGGAUCCAGGCUCGAUUUUCCUUCGCUACUAGUGGUGUUCUUGCUAGUAAAUGCUCGGGCCAAAUGGGAAUUGUCCCUGACACAGAGUUUGGAUGGAAGAUCUGGUUCUUGACUACCAUUCUUGAAGAGAUCGAAGGGCUACCCAAUCCAGACUCAAUCGCGCCAGAAGUUCUUCAGAGAGGGGCCCCCAAUCCCAGAUCCACAGGCAACGACUUCGAUUGCAUAAUCGUUGGGGCAGGGUUUGCCGGACUUUGUCUUGCUGGCAGAUUGAAGGCAAUUGGGAUCAGCUACAUCAUUAUUGAAAAGAAUGAAAAAAUUGGUGACAACUGGACCUCCAGAUACGACUCUGCCAGAUUUCAUACCUCUAAAUACUACAGUGAUAUGCCUCUCGGGACAAUUUUUGGUGAAGGCUAUGAUUACUUCCCAACUGGAAAGGAACUGGCACGCGGGUAUCAAGAAUACGUCAACAAGCACAAGAUUAAUGUCUGGUUAUCAAGCUACCUUCAAUCUGCCUCUCUAGACCAGACAAGCAACAUAUGGACUAUCGAAUGCACGAGGAACGGGAGUUCCACGACAAUCAAAGCUCCCCACUUCGUGUUCGCAAUUGGUGCCGGUGGGACAGUCCCCAAGAUGCCACAAUUGCCAGGUAGGGAGAAGUUUAAUGGUACCGUGAUCCACUCCGCCACCUACAAGAAUUCCUCAGAGUGGACAGGGAAGCGUUGUGUGAUCGUGGGAGUCGCAAAUACCGCACACGACGUUGCCGAAGAUAUGCUAGAUGCUGGAGUCACUGAGGUGACAAUGAUACAGCGUGGUCGCACAUCCGUUUUCCCCAUCGAACAUUACAAAGCUUGGUCGGACCCAAUCUACAAUGAGACCUCGUACAUUGAAGACGCAGAUAGACAGAUUAUGGCAUUGCCGCUCGUUGUUACCCGCUUGGCUGCCUUACAUGGAGGCAGACCACUUGUGGAUGCUGAGCCUGAGCGUUUCGAUUCGUUGGAAAAAGCGGGUUUCCGCGUGGAAAGAUACGGGGAUCUGUGGAAGCUUCUUACAGACAGACUUGGAGGUCAUUACAUGGAUGUUGGUGCUUCUGCCAAAGUAUCAGCGGGCCUGAUCAAAGUCAAAGGCGAUGCCACCUUGACGGCAUAUGACGAAACAGGUUUGGUUUUCAGCGAUGGAAGCCAUCUUGAUGCCGACGUGGUUGUCUUCUGCACCGGAUAUUCCCAUGAUGUCCGCGGCCAGGCUAUUCAGUUUAUCGGUCAAGAGCUGGGAGAGCGUUUGGAUGACUAUUGGGAGAUUGACAAUGAGGGUGAGCUUCGAGGAGUGUAUAAGCCUCACGGUUUGCCCGGAAUUUGGUAUACCGGUGGCGGUGUUACAUUCGCCCGUUUCUAUUCGAGAUUUCUGGCACUGCAGAUUGGUGGUGAUGUCUCUGGUAAAGGUUUGAAAAUCUACGAUAAGAAGUAUUCGCGCCAUUGA